This is a messenger RNA of Salvia miltiorrhiza (redroot sage), 1688 nucleotides long. Its product is annotated as hydroxyproline O-galactosyltransferase HPGT1. The transcript is spliced from 11 exons. The record is from RefSeq and is a predicted model, not a curated record. Gene Ontology annotation, cellular component: Golgi membrane. Lineage: Eukaryota; Viridiplantae; Streptophyta; Magnoliopsida; Lamiales; Lamiaceae. Gene Ontology annotation, molecular function: hexosyltransferase activity. Bases 321 to 1412 code for a protein of 363 amino acids.
UAAGCUUUUCUAAAUCUAAUAAAAUAUCUUACGAAUAAUCAACACUUACCAAGGAAGUAGCAGAGAAAAAUUGGUUGCUUUUCCCUUAUUGUUUGGCACUGAAAUCCACACUCCAGUUUGUCCCAAUUGAUCGUUUUCUCUCUAUACACUUCAUUUUCAAAAUAUUUUAUUUUUAUUGAAUCGGAACUCCGAUUCAUAGGCGAAGUGUUGUUGCUGAUUACUAAUUUCCAUUUCAAACUUUUGGCUCUGUAAAAACUCGGAUCGGCUGAAUUAGAUUCAGUAGUUGAAUUGAAUUGGAGGUGAGUUGAGGAGUAACGCAAAUGCAUAAAAGGGAGUCGAGUGUGCGAUUCACGGGAAUGGUGAUUCGAUCUCGAAUUUCGAUCCUCAUGUUCUCUAUGUUUUCAACUUUUGCUUCUCUAUACGUCGCCGGACGAUUGUGGCAGGACGCAGAGAACAGAGUUUAUUUAGCUAAAGAGCUUGAUAGAAUCACUGGUCAGGGAAAAUCUGUGGUGUCAGUUGAUGAUUCAUGGAAAAUCAUUGAAUGCAGGGAACAGCAGAAGAUAUUGUCUGGCUUGGAGAUGGAACUUGCAGCUGCUAGACAGGAAGGUUUUGUCUCAAAGCUUUUGUCUGAAAUUAAUAAAGUCCCUAAGAAGAGGCCAUUCGUAGUGAUCGGAAUACUUACGGGAUUUGGUCGUAAGAACAACAGAGAUGCUAUACGGAAAGCAUGGAUGGGCACUGGUACAACUUUGAAAAAGAUGGAGGAACAGAAAGGCAUUAUUAUCCGUUUUGUUAUUGGCAGAAGUUCCAAUCGAGGAGACAGCUUGGAUAGGAGCAUUGAUAACGAAAACAAACUAACAAAUGAUAUUUUUGUUCUUGAUAACCAUGUGGAGGCCCCUGAGGAACUACCAAACAAGACGAAAUUAUUCUUUGCUCAGGCUGCCGAAAACUGGGAUGCGGACUAUUAUGCAAAAGUCAAUGAUGAUGUUUAUGUGAAUAUUGAUGCCUUUGCCAAUACCCUUGCUGCUCAUGUGAACAAGCCUCGUCUAUAUAUUGGGUGUAUGAAAUCAGGAGAAGUUUUUUCUGAACAGGGCAAAAAAUGGUACGAACCAGAUUGGUGGAAAUUUGGGGAUGGGAAAACUUAUUUCCGCCAUGCUUCAGGCGAGAUGUUCGCAAUAUCACAAGCUCUGGCUAAGUUCAUAUCAAUUAACAAAUCUUUCCUUCGCACAUAUGCCCAUGAUGACGUCAGCGUAGGAUCGUGGUUUAUUGGUCUAGAUGUGAAGCACGUCGAUGAGAAGAAGUUUUGCUGCUCAUCUUGGUCCACAGGUUCUAUAUCUGCAAACCAGUUCAAUAGUAUUAUAACAUCUCUGUUAUUACAGCAAUUAAUCAGGCAAAGUGAAUCAUCGUCGUUUUGAUUUCAGGAGCUUUAUGUUCAGGUGUAUGAUCUUGUUUAAUAUUCUGAGAGUGAGAGAGCUCCUAUUCUUUACAGCGGCGCUGACAAAUCUAUUGCACAUAGGAUAAUUUUAGAUCAGGAGGCAUUCGUUUUUUUAUUUUAUUUUUUUUGCCCCUUAGAUGUUCAAAUAUUUCUCAUAUAGUACUACAUUUUUUUGAGAUGUAGCCUUUACAAACCACAUUGUACUUAGUUUUCAGAAGCAGUGAUGAAUGUAGCAUUUUUACAUUGAGCGUUCUAA